UGUUCACGUUGGCAUACAAAACUGGGACACUUAGUCAAAUGCCAGCAGCUUCAUUACACUUACAAAUUUUCGGUGCAACAUAAUCAACAUUGAUGGCACAGUUGCUGAACAUUGUAUUUAAGAAGAACGACCCCUACACGUCGUGGGGUUUUCAAGUAUGUGGAGGACGGGACAGUUGGCGACCGCUGACUGUAAGACACGUACAAGAUGAGACAUUAGCUGCAAAUUACUUGAAUGUGGAUGACCGCGUGCUUGAAAUUGAUGGCAUAGACUGCUACUCUCUUACCGAAUCGCAAGCUAUUGCAUUUUUGCGAAGACCUAGUACAUGUAUCGAGCUACUAGUAUUGAAACGUCGGGGGGGAAAUGUUGUGCCUCCCAAGAGAUCGUCGAGUUGUAAAGCUCUAAAAAACUUUACUUUUCCAAAACAAAGUACAUUUCAAAGCAUUUCAAAACCCUGUACGCUACCUGAAUUUCAAUAUAAUUUACAAAAUGGAAACACAGAACUAAACAAUUUCACCGAGAACUCGAAUUCGUCAAUUAAUGUCGGAGAACCGCCAAAACACAUUGCUCACAUAGAUACUAAUAGCCGUUCAGAACCACAUGGACCAUUCGAAAGUCAAAAUGCUUGCACGGAUUUUUCAAAUUUCAGGCCCCGCAGAAAUUCGUUCCAAAAGGAUUCUGAGCCAGUUCGCCUUAGAAGCAGAUCAAAUUCACCUCAAUUUUGGAAACUACGUACAGAAUCUUCUACAAACAACUCAAAUAACGAUUGUAGACAUUUUUGGAAGAAACUUGAAAAAUGUUCGUUGGAGGAUUUGACCGUCAGGCAUACCCCUAGUCCCGUGAGACCUGCGAGUGUUGCGUUUUACUCAAAAACGCCUGAACUUUUUGUUUCUUCUUCCAAGUCUGAAGUUGUUUCAAAGAAAAAAGUAUCAUUUAGUAAUGUGUUAAAAGAGAGAAACUAUUUACAAAUGGAUAUGCCGGAUUUAUCACCUGGUUCAAAAGUGGAUGAAGAAUUCAAUAAAAUAUAUAACAGAUCAAAACAGGAAGAACAGCACCAAGUAGGAGUAAGAAACUCAACAGGAGACAUGUCUGCGCCUCCCCCGCCCCCACCAAUGCCUUGUUCUGGAGGCACAGUUCAAGGUGGUCCACCCCCACCUCCUCCCAUGUUGCAUAGUGGACACAUUCCAGCAAUACGUAUAAAAACAGAGCUGAAUGAACAACCCAAAGAAUUGCCAUCAGCAAUCCAAAAUGCAAUGGCUACUAAAGAUAAGAAGCCGUUUACAUACUUACCGGGUGGUCUCGAUCUCAGUGAGAUCAAAAGUCCUAGAAUGCAGAGGCGUUUAGAAAGAAAUGCUCAAACUCCACCUACUCCUGAACAGAUACUCCAAAAAUCUCCUGAUUAUCAACAACAACAACAGCAAUAUCCCAUUCUACCACAACAACAAAAUUAUCUUCAGCAACAGCCACAGCAAUAUCAUUUACCACAACCGCAGCAGUUUCAACUGCCACAGCCUCAGCAGCAUCAACAACAACAACAUCAACAACUACAGCAAAAUCAACAACCACAGCAGUAUCAACUUCCUCAGCAACAAUCACCAGCAAAAACAAAUAUUGAUCAGAAACCAGUUUGUAACGUGCGCCCUGCUGCAGAAAGAGUAUGUCUUUUACCGCAGGUUCAACAGCCACAUUUGAACAAAGCACCCACUCCGUGGUUGCAAAAAGUUGCACAACCCCAACAAAAUCAUAAUCUAGCGCCUUGGGCUCAAAACAGAAACGAAAACGUUGAUCAGGUUGAUAGACCAGCACAAGAACGAGUAAUACCAUUGAGAGUCGAGCCUGUUAGACAACCACCACCGAUGAAAAAUAACUUAAGCCAUUCAUACGAUGCGGAGCCCAUACAAGGAAGAUCUUUUAAAGUGCUACAACAAAUUACCCAAGAACCUAAAGGGAUUUACGAUGGCACGCAACCUUACAACAGCCAAGCGCUUCCGCUUUCCGAACUUAGAAAAUUAAACUUGAAUGACGACGACAGAUCAUUAAUGAAUAAAGUUAAAACUCAAAUUGACGACGAAAAAUAUUUACAUAACGAAACGGAUCCUCGUUACAGAGGCGCGUCUAUACCGUCUAGAAGUUUCCGAAUGUUGCAAACAAUGACCAACUCAGGACCGGUUUCGACGGACAACGGCGUACAACACCAUUCAGUGCCGAUAACCCAUUAUGUGUCAGAGCCUGUCGAGUCCAAAAUAUACGUGCCACCGUCUGAAAGACCGACCGGCGUUGAACCACACAAGUACACUGGAGGCUCUAUACCAUCUAGGUCUUUCAAGAUGCUCCAAGCCAUGACCGGCCAGAACAACGAAGAGGAAAACCAAGAAGUGAAAUCACGAAAGUUACCCCUGUUGGCUCCCUAUUUCUAUUCCUUUGGUGGGUUUUGCCACCUUAAAAGUUCCCUACAAGAAUUUUACGAACACGAACCUAAAAAUAAAAUAGAUUUAUCGCUUUGUCCUACUUCUCCGCUCGGCGAACACGAGGCUCACAUGUUAAACACUAUCGACGAGGAAGAUGUGACUGUUAACGAGAAAUCCAAGGAGAAAAAACUUGACGAAAAUAGAGAUAAAGGAAACCAAGUGAGUGCCAAAAAAGAAAAAAAUAAGAAUCGAAUAGCUGAAACCGAUUGUGAAAUCACAGUGACCAUUACUUUACCGAAAAUGAAGACAACGGGAAACAAAAGUGUGAACGCAAAGGCUGUACGGGAAUCACCAGUUGAUUUUUGGCGACAAAUCAACGACGAUCGUAGUGCAGUUAAACCACAAGGAGAACAGCAACACAAUAUCGCGUCAGUUAACCAAGAUGUUAUUUCGUUUAGCGAAACUGAAGAUGACGCAUCGCCAAGUUAUCUCUUGUUAGACGUCAAGGACCAUGAUCUCAGGCGGAAAAGCGAAGACGCUGAUUCUGGCAUCACGUCGGACAUCAGCCAUCAGACAUCCGAAAAGGAUGUCAGCGGUCCUAAAAAAUACCAUAGGACGUGCACACACUCUCGGCUGUUUGAUUUCCUGAGGGAAGAUGACGUGGCGGACGACAUGCAGAUCACACCGAUGACCGCGUCCGGGUAUUCGUCAACGGCUACAACGCCGUCUACGCCAGCCUUGACUUCCGUCCACAACGCUAACCGUACCGACAGUGGAACGGAAUACGAUGACUACUACAAGAGUUGGGAAUUCACUUGCCCUUAUGAUGGUUAUGAUAUACUGCCAUCCAAAGCGUUUAAGACCAUUCAGGGAGCCAGCGUGAAAACUACGACCAAGUUCAAAUGUCCGAAAAUUCCCAUUCAUCGUCCAAAAAAUUGAAAGUUUUUUAAUCAUCAAUUUUUUUUAUUCACCAUUGUCUCGUUUUCUAUUUUUAUAACGAUUUUCUAAGGUCAUUUGGAAUUGGGAGAAUCCGACUUCUGAAAGAAUUCUGAAUUUGUACUGCUACAGCUAUUUGUUUAAAUAUACGAGUAUUUACUAUUUAUAUAAACAUACACAUACAUAUACCGUUCGUUAUUGCUAUAUCAUUGUGCAUAUUUAAGCUAUUUAAUUUUAGGUAAAUAAUACAUUAACAUAUUUUUAUAGUUAAUUUAAUUACUCAAUGGUCACUUAAUUGCAAAAAGUAUAAUAAAUACGUUUAUAUGGCUGUACAAUUAUUUAAAGAUGUAAAAACGAAUUAAACGUAUCGAUUGCUGUCAUAUUA
Molecule: messenger RNA, 3729 nt
Organism: Adelges cooleyi (spruce gall adelgid)
Lineage: Eukaryota; Metazoa; Arthropoda; Insecta; Hemiptera; Adelgidae
Product: bromodomain-containing protein DDB_G0280777-like
Exons: 13
Coding region: 93-3347 (1084 amino acids)
Biological process (GO): actin cytoskeleton organization; muscle structure development
Cellular component (GO): filamentous actin; stress fiber; adherens junction
Molecular function (GO): muscle alpha-actinin binding; actin binding
Source: RefSeq, a predicted model, not a curated record